This is a messenger RNA of Heterobilharzia americana, 273 nucleotides long. The record is from the annotation of a GenBank genome assembly. Lineage: Eukaryota; Metazoa; Platyhelminthes; Trematoda; Strigeidida; Schistosomatidae.
AUGCAAUUAGGCUUAGAAAAUCCAUCAAAUUCAGACUAUACCAUUAAUUGUCCACCAACAUUAGAAGCUGGUGUUUACUACCCAGAGAAUAAUUCACUCUAUGCUACAUAUUCAUAUCAUUUGAAUCCAAUCAAUGCGAAAUAUAAUCCAGGCAAUAAUAACUCAACAAUUUAUGCAUAUAAUAAUGAAUCAAAACAAUUGAUACCAAUUGAAAAUGCUAGUGAAUAUAUGCCACAAUUAAUAUCUGGUAUAUUUACAAAUGGUCAAUCUUAG